Toxorhynchites rutilus septentrionalis is the source of this 2132-nucleotide messenger RNA. RefSeq names its product zinc finger protein ZFP2-like. Gene Ontology annotation, molecular function: zinc ion binding; DNA-binding transcription factor activity, RNA polymerase II-specific; RNA polymerase II transcription regulatory region sequence-specific DNA binding. Gene Ontology annotation, biological process: regulation of transcription by RNA polymerase II. Gene Ontology annotation, cellular component: nucleus. Lineage: Eukaryota; Metazoa; Arthropoda; Insecta; Diptera; Culicidae. The record is from RefSeq and is a predicted model, not a curated record. The transcript has 4 exons. Bases 138 to 1907 code for a protein of 589 amino acids.
AACCAUCUGCGGAGCCAGCGGUGUCAACAAAAACAUUCAAAGCAUAAUCACAAACAACUUGUUCGGCUUAUUUUCACUGUUCAGAGAGCUGAUCGUCAAAAAUAUCGCACUAUCGGCACCGAAAUAACUGCCUGAGGAUGGAUUGCGUUGAAAAUGACACGAGUAAAUCAUCCAUAUGUCGAAUUUGUAUGGAAAAUCAUCCCGAAAUGGUGUCGAUAUUUUCCAAACUUGAUGAUGCCUUCAUAGCACACACCAUCAUUGAGUGCACAGCAGUGCAGAUCGCUGAAGACGACGGUCUGCCGGAGAUAAUCUGCAAGAGUUGCGUAGGAGAACUGUCCGGCUAUAAAAUAUUCAUCGAGAGGGCUAAGGAAUCUGACCGAAAGCUGAGAGAGACUUUGAAAACACAGAUCAAACUGGAGCGCGAUGAUUUGGAAGAGUUUGAAAAUACAGACCAUGCCGAAACGAUUGCACCGCAUCACGAACUCAUAUCGGUUGACUUGAAAGUCGAAUCCCAAACGGAAAGCGGUGAAUAUAUUCGCAAUCAAAGCGAGGAAGAGGAAGGCAUUGAUUUUGAGAGCUGCGAUUAUAUCAGAAAUAGUAUCUCUGACGAAAAUUUUGAGACAUGCACCGCAGAUAGUGCUGUAAGAAAAAAGAGAGCACGAAUGAAACAUGACGGAGAAGAAGACAAAGAAGGAGACUGUAAUCAGUUAGAUGAACUUGAUAACAUAGAACAGGAAACUUACAAAAUCGUCGAUGUUUAUAAGCAAUUAGUUUGUUGCUCUUGUUUCAAGUUAUUCGGAUCUCUUGAGGAAUUAAAAGAACACGGUAAAAACGUUCACGAGUCUACUAGAAGACCUAAUAUGAGCAAAAAACAUAUCUGCGAGUUCUGUUUCCGACGCUAUGCCUCUGCGACGGCCCUAAGAAUGCAUCACAAAAAAGUAAAUAGGAUUAAACGUGUAUUCCAAUGCGUCAAAUGUGAAACUUGCUUCACGGAUCCAUCUAAGCGACGAUAUCAUGCUCAUAAUCAUCCCAUCGCAUCGACUAGAUCGUCCGUUAUCAUGGCUACAGUUCCUGCCCAAGUGCAAGAGAAAAUGGGAAUUAUUUGUUGCGCUCAAAACUGCCACAAAGCGUUUGAUACAGAGCAACAACUUAUGGAGCACAGUGCAGACGCUCACAAAGCUAACAAAGUUCAUUCGAUUCUGAACUCCUCGGAGCAACGGCCUGUGGAGUGUCCAAUCUGCUACAAACGUUUUAUGGAUGAAGCCGGUCUCAGAGUGCAUCAACAAAGGGUUUACAUACCCAAGAAACAUGUUUGUUCAAUCUGUGGAUUGAAAUUUUACAACACUAGUGAAUGUGAUCGACAUGAAAGAGAGCAUCGCAACGAAAAGAUUUUCAAGUGCGAGUUGUGUCCGAAGGCUUACUUCGGUAUGGAUCAAUUGAAGCUACAUCUCAGGCGACAUAGCGCUACAAGGGAAUUCAUGUGCAAUAUAUGCGGACAGUCGUACACCCAGAGGCACAAUUUGCAGGCUCACAUGCUGAUGCACGAAGGGAGACUGCCGUUUGAGUGUGAAGUCUGCAAAAAAGCGUUCCGAGUGAAGGCUAAAAUGAUCUAUCAUAUGAGAGUGCACUCCGGCGAGAGGCCAUAUCCGUGCCGGUACUGUGAUAUGGCCUUCGCGGACAGUACGAAUCGUACGAGGCAUGAGAUGUCUCAUACAGGGAUCAAACCGUACAAAUGUGAAUAUUGUGAAAAAACAUUCAUAACUAAGCGAUUGAAGAAAGAACACGAGAAUACUCAUUCUGGUGAGAAAUCGUACAAAUGUAAGGUAUGUUCCCAGGUGUUCGACAAUUCCAGCACACUGAAGAUACAUUUGAAGCAACAUAUGGAGGAUACACAUGAAGAAGUUUAAUUCAGGUUUUGUGGGACAGUAUGUACGAAUUACGAGGUUUGUUCCAAAAGUUGCACCAAAUGCAAAAAAAAAUUGAAAGUUCUGAAAUUGAACUUUUGAAAAAACGUCACAAAACAUCGAAUAUACGCAACCCGCGGAAAUUCAAAAGUCGCGAUACUUUUUGAACAGACAGACGUAUACGAAUUAUAUCACCUAUUCCUAAAAUAUACAAUUUUUCAUUUGUUA